AUGGCAUCAUACCCAAGUUACCAAAUCAAUUAUCCAGUAAGAUCAGGUGAUGAAUUCACAAAUAUUCCUAUACCACAAAAUACAGAAGAAAACAAAGAUAAUAACAUCGUUCUUAGUUAUUAUAAUAACCAAACCCCUAUUAAAAUUGAUCAAUUAAAUAAUGAAUACACUGAUGGCAUGGAAAAGAAUUCUAGUCAACAUAAAAAAGUUAUUUCUAAAGAUGCAACAAAGUGGUAUAAAAAUACUAAAGCCGUUUUAACUGCCUUCAGAUCAAACUUUUUGUUGAUUUUUUUACCUCCUGCUUACAUUAUGAAGAAACUUCAAUUCAACGAGUUUUUGGUGUUUAUCUUUAAUUUUUUGGCAAUCAUCCCUUUAUCUAAAAUUAUGACUGUUGCCAUUGAUGAUUUUGCAACUAGAUUACCUCCA
This is a messenger RNA of Scutellospora calospora, 426 nucleotides long. NCBI's taxonomy places the organism in Eukaryota, Fungi, Glomeromycota, Glomeromycetes, Diversisporales, Gigasporaceae. The record is from the annotation of a GenBank genome assembly.